AUGGCUACAGUCGGGGAGGGUUUUGAAGAGGAAUACGUGAUGAGGAAGCAAUAUAACAAAGCAAAAGUCGGUAUAUCUCUGUACGUAAUAUCAGUUUACUUGUCACUUAUUGCUUAUGGGGUGGAAAGCGCCCGACGAGCGAUAGCGGAAGGUAUAAGAAAAGAUUUCGAGAAGGAUUUGCUGACGAUGAAUAAAACUGAAGCAAUGGAGAAAUUAAAAUCAAAGUGUUUAGAGGGCAUACAAAUGCAUCAAAAGCUUCUUUAUUUAGCUGACGAGAUAUAUCGUGUUUUCGGAAUAAUAAUGUCACUUCAAGUUUGUGAAAGUUCUGCUGUUGCCGUUUUGCUUUUGCUGCGUUUGGCGCUUUCUCCACACCUGGAUCUAACAAACGCGUUUAUGACGUAUACGUUUGUUGGGUCUUUGUUUCUAUUACUGGCCUUGAAUUUGUGGAAUGCAGGCGAGGUUACUUAUCAGGCGUCAUUGCUCUCCAAUGCGGUAUUUGACUGCGGUUGGCACCUCUGUCCAAUGGAGAAGCCAUUCCAUCGCGACAUCCGCCGACUCGUCCUCAUUAGCUGUGCACAAGCACAAAAGCCACUCAUACUUAAAGCAUUCGGUAUUCAAGACCUUUCGUAUGAGACUUUUGUAUCCGUAGCAAGAAUGACAUAUUCAGUGUUCGCUGUAUUCUACCAGAGAGGCGAGUAG
Molecule: messenger RNA, 699 nt
Organism: Arctia plantaginis
Lineage: Eukaryota; Metazoa; Arthropoda; Insecta; Lepidoptera; Erebidae
Source: the annotation of a GenBank genome assembly